GACGAAGCAGGGUUUAGAGCUUCGCUAAGCCCUCUCGCUGGGACAUUGUUCGACUCUCCUAUCCAUUACUUCACACUUUCUACCCCACCCCUGAAGAAAGCCAAAGGCUUUCAAUCAUUUUCUGUUCGUUCCCGCAGCUGUUGGGUCUGUGUACUUUGUAGCAAAGUUAUAUUGUAAGAAACUUCGCAAUAGCAAAACUUAAGUAAAAAAGGAUGACCCUAUUCGGAUUGACCGCUAGUCCCUCGAGAUAUUGUCUCCAAAUACCUGUACGCGGCCCGGGGUCUCUGAAUAGGCGAACUUCAGCUUUUCCUAGUGCCAGGAAACCUAAACAACAUAUUGGGUUUCUCCGUCUAGAAAGAACUUACCCGAUUGAUUCUAUGCAAAGAUGCUGUACACAACAAUCUCACUUGAUCAAGUGUGCAAUGGAUGCUUCCUAUGGUGAGGGGGCAAAUGGACCACCGGCUAUCUUUCCUAGAAUUAAUGUAAGGGACCCAUACAAACGACUUGGAAUAAGCAGGGAGGCCUCUGAAGAUGAAAUUCAAGCUGCCAGAAACUUCCUUGUUCGUCAAUAUGCUGGGCACAAACCAAGUGUUGAUGCUAUUGAAUCUGCCCAUGACAAAAUUAUUAUGCAGAAGUUCUAUGAAAGGAAAAACCCCAAAAUAGACAUCAAGAAAAAGGUUCGGGAAUUCAGGCAGUCCCGUAUUAUUCAGGUUAUCACAGAUAGGUUCCGAACUCCAUCAACAAAGUUCAUUAUAAAGACUUCUAUUGUCUUUGUAGUGCUUGGAGUUCUCACUGUUCUCUUUCCCACUGAAGAAGGCCCCACCCUUCAGGUCGCAAUAUCUCUGAUGGCUACCAUAUAUUUUAUUCAUGAUCGAUUAAAGAGCAAGAUCCGAGCUUUGCUCUACGGGGCUGGAGCGUUUGCUUUUUCAUGGCUGCUGGGAACUUUCUUGAUGGUGGCUGUGAUUCCACCGAUCCCUGUACUUAAAGGACUGAGGAGUUUUGAAGUGUUGAGUUCAUUGAUAACCUAUGUUCUACUCUGGAUUUCGUCUACUUAUCUUAAGUAGAGCCAAUUACAUCUUGUUAGAGGUCCCCUAUUCUUUUUGGAGUGGACGCCAGGUUUCUUGGUUGCUGGUUCAUUCAUUUCCCCAUUUUGCUUCAUAAAACUGUGACACCGAUACUCCUGGCUAUCAUGUGUUAAUAUUUUGUGAAAUGAGUCUUUCAGUUUUCGAAGAGAAGAUUUCUGGAAGUGAGCGUUUUGUUGUUCGGAGAAAGGGUGUAAACUAGAUAAAGAUACAGAUCGGCUUUUGCAUUUCCUGGUUUCUUGCAUUCUUUUUCUUUAAUGAGGUAUCCUUCUUAGCCAA
Juglans regia (Persian walnut) is the source of this 1361-nucleotide messenger RNA. Its product is annotated as protein CHAPERONE-LIKE PROTEIN OF POR1, chloroplastic. NCBI's taxonomy places the organism in Eukaryota, Viridiplantae, Streptophyta, Magnoliopsida, Fagales, Juglandaceae. The transcript has 5 exons. The coding region runs from base 213 to 1064 and encodes 283 amino acids. The record is from RefSeq and is a predicted model, not a curated record. Gene Ontology annotation, cellular component: chloroplast membrane.